Beta vulgaris subsp. vulgaris (sugar beet) is the source of this 1450-nucleotide messenger RNA. Its product is annotated as S-adenosylmethionine carrier 1, chloroplastic/mitochondrial. Lineage: Eukaryota; Viridiplantae; Streptophyta; Magnoliopsida; Caryophyllales; Amaranthaceae. Bases 190 to 1173 code for a protein of 327 amino acids. The record is from RefSeq and is a predicted model, not a curated record. Gene Ontology annotation, cellular component: mitochondrial inner membrane. Gene Ontology annotation, molecular function: S-adenosyl-L-methionine transmembrane transporter activity. Gene Ontology annotation, biological process: transmembrane transport. The transcript is spliced from 13 exons.
ACAUGAAAUUGAGAAACCCAAAACUCAAAAGGUCAGCCCACGCCCGAACUCGCCCUCUUUAUCCUCUCCAAUUUGCCGAAACUUCCAUUCCAUUUCCAGCAAACCACUGCAACUCUCUGUUACUUCCAACUUCAACACUCAUAGUACUUCUUCCAUCAUCGACCCUAGAGGAGGUUUUUGCUCCUUAGAAUGGGGCCUGUUACGUUAGCCAUUGGUGGCACAAAGAACUCUUCAAUGGAACAGUCAGAUAUGUCGGGGCCAAAAGUGCAGAAAGUAUCGAUGGGAAGUAAAAUGUGUUUUGCAUCUGCCAGCAUGGGAGAAGAAAAGCCCUUUGAUUUCAUUCAAACGUUAGUAGAUGGUAUUAUUGCAGGAGGUACUGCUGGUGUCGUUGUGGAGACUGUUUUAUACCCAAUUGAUACUAUAAAGACACGAUUACAGGCAGCACGUGGUGGAGGAAAGAUUGUUUUGAAGGGUCUUUACUCUGGAUUGGCUGGAAAUCUUGCAGGAGUCCUUCCAGCAUCUGCUGCGUUUCUGGGUGUGUAUGAACCAACGAAGCAAAAGUUGUUGAGGUUGCUUCCUGAGAACCUUAGUGCAGUUGCACAUUUGACUGCAGGUGCUGCUGGGGGUGUUGCUGCUUCUCUAAUUCGUGUACCUACUGAAGUUGUUAAGCAGAGGAUGCAAACAGGGCAGUUUACUUCAGCUCCUGAUGCUGUACGUCUAAUUGUUUCAAAGGAGGGAUUCAAAGGUCUUUAUGCGGGAUACAGAUCAUUUUUGCUACGAGAUUUACCCUUCGAUGCUAUACAGUUCUGCCUAUAUGAACAGAUUCGGCUCGGUUACAAGCUUGCAGCCAAAAGAGAACUGAAUGAUCCGGAGAAUGCCGUCAUUGGCGCUUUUGCUGGUGCGUUAACUGGUGCUAUUACUACCCCUCUUGAUGUAAUUAAGACUAGGCUAAUGAUCCAGGGAUCUGGAAACCAGUACAAAGGCAUUGUAGAUUGUGUCCAGACUAUUGUUAGGGAAGAGGGAGCCCCUGCCCUUUUAAAGGGGAUUGGACCUAGAGUUUUGUGGAUCGGAAUUGGUGGCUCUAUAUUCUUUGGUGUACUUGAAAGCACAAAGCGGUUUCUUUCAGAGUCACGAGAAAAGCGUAUUGAAUCAUCAGAGAAAAAACAAGCUUGAUGUUAUUUCCUUGAGGUGGAACAUGAUAUGUUAGCAUUUUGAGUUAACCAUUAAUUUGCUUAAACCCUUGAGUUAGUCAGCUAAUAAUAAUAACAUGCUUUUAUGAUAAAGUUGUAUAUUUGUUGUAAAUUUUCAUUAGGCACAUUCCAAACUCCUAUUAUGAGUCAAACAAGGGAUCAACUUUUGUAGAAGAUUCAAAUAGCUCCAAUUGAUCUAAAUUUGAUUUCUCCUGUAUGAGUAUAGAAAAAAAGAAAAAUGAGAAGUCCAAUUUUACCAA